This is a messenger RNA of Serendipita indica DSM 11827, 999 nucleotides long. Lineage: Eukaryota; Fungi; Basidiomycota; Agaricomycetes; Sebacinales; Serendipitaceae. The record is from the annotation of a GenBank genome assembly.
AUGGCCUCUCAAUGGCAGUUUUCACUUGAACAACUUCGGAAAACGCCGUCAAUGGUCCCUUUGGAGACCGAAAUCGCACGGAGAGUCAAAGGCGUUGAUUGGCUCAUGCGAGUAGGUGCCACUCUCAUGAUGGGGCUUGGGCCUUGUUUAACCGCGGCAACGUAUCUCCACCGAUUCUAUAUGCGUCGGAUGCUUGAAGACUACCAUGAAUUGGAGAUUGCCGCUACUUGUCUCUUUCUGGCCUCCAAAACCGAAGAGAGCGGUGUGAGGUUGGAUGAUCUCGUCACAGUCACGUUAUCCAAGGUGCAUGCAUGUCAUCCAUCAGAGGUCGCUGGGAAAUACGACAAUGAAGCCAAACGUUGGGAGCAAGCAAUUCUAGCUAACGAAGAAGUCCUCCUGGAGGUUCUAUGCUUCGAUUUUGAUGUACGACAUGCUCACGCCCAACUUGCCGAUCUGGUGGGAGGCCCAUCAAAAUUGGAUCCAAAAUUGAUCAGUUGUCUGUGGUCUGUCGCACACGACUCGUAUCGUACCCCCUUGUGCAUUCUAGAGUCGCCUCAAGUGAUCGCCGCAGCAUGUUUCCUCUUUGCACAGUGUCUGGUUGACGGUCCACGAGGUUCAACGCUUGCCGACAGAAUAAGUGACCCGCAAUCGGAAUGGAGACGGGCACUUGGAGUAUCAGAGAAUGAUUUACAGUCUAUUGCUGUCUCACUCACAAUUCUCUGCCAAUACUAUAGAGCCCAUAAGCCCGACUUUGGAAAGCCGGAUACAUCGUUAUACAAGCUCAUAGAGCCACCUCCAACCGGCAACAUUGACGUCCCGCUUCUCUUCCAACCAUUGUCUACUUCUCAGCAUUCAAAUGGUGGGUUUGCAGCACCAUCCUUGGACUAUGCUGGAUCCAAAACUCCACAGGAUAGUCCGCUGCCACCGUCGACGACGCCGUUAGGACCUGUUCCACCUUUCCCAGCAGAUGCUAGUCAUACCUCGAAAGGUCCAGCGUAA